GGAAGCGGAAGCGGAAGCGGUUCUGUCCUCUUAGUUCUCGGCCUCGGGUUCCGUCCCCGCUCCCCGCCUCCUGCCCGGCGCCAUGAGUGGCAGUGGCGCGGACCCCGAGGUGGUCCCGGCCCCUGCCCCUGCCCCGCCGGGCCCGGCCCCGACUCCCACCCCUACCCCUGUUCCGACCCCGACCCCUGCACCGGCGCCGGCUCCCGCUACAGUCGAGAGCAAGGCCAGCCCCGCGGGAGGCGCAGGCCCCGGCCCCGGCCGGGGGGACACGUCUGACCGCCGGGCCUCGGUCCCGGUAUCUGCAGCUGGGGGAACAGCCCCCCCCGAAGGUGCCAUGUCUAAUGGGGUGUACGUGCUGCCUGGUGCUGCCAAUGAAGAGGUCAAGCCCGUUGUGUCCAAUACACCCCUGGUGGACUUCCUCAUGCAAUUGGAGGACUACACACCCACAAUUCCAGAUGCUGUUACUGGUUACUACCUGAAUCGUGCUGGUUUUGAAGCCUCUGAUCCCAGAAUUGUCCGGCUCAUCUCCCUGGCAGCCCAGAAGUUCAUCUCUGACAUUGCCAAUGAUGCCCUACAGCACUGCAAGAUGAAGGGCACUGCCUCAGGCAGUUCCAGGAGCAAGAGCAAAGACCGAAAGUAUACCUUGACCAUGGAAGACCUGACCCCUGCACUCAGUGAAUAUGGCAUUAAUGUCAAGAAGCCACAUUAUUUCACCUAAGCUCACCUCUUCCCCGGCUGGCCGGGGGUGUGUGUGGGUGUGUACACAUUCAGUCCCAUUCCUCAUUCCCCACCCACUCCCACACCAGCCUGUUUUCAUAAUAAACCUUUAUUGUGACUGAG
This is a messenger RNA of Sarcophilus harrisii (Tasmanian devil), 840 nucleotides long. RefSeq names its product TATA-box binding protein associated factor 10 (gene TAF10). The transcript has 5 exons. The record is from RefSeq and is a predicted model, not a curated record. Gene Ontology annotation, cellular component: SAGA complex; transcription factor TFIID complex; nucleus. The coding region runs from base 83 to 718 and encodes 211 amino acids. Gene Ontology annotation, biological process: transcription initiation at RNA polymerase II promoter. Gene Ontology annotation, molecular function: RNA polymerase II general transcription initiation factor activity; promoter-specific chromatin binding. Lineage: Eukaryota; Metazoa; Chordata; Mammalia; Dasyuromorphia; Dasyuridae.